GACAGAGCCUUUGGAUGAGGACGCAAGCAAAGCAACCCAUUCAAUUAAAUAAUUCUUCGCUUACAUCAGAGGCUCAGAGCAGAGCAGCUAGCAUUAGCAUUUAGCAAGCAGACAGCAAUGGCGGCUCUGCCUCUGGGCCCAAGCAAUGAGCAAGAGCCCCCCGAGGGGGAGGCCGUCCUGGAGGGCCUUGCCAUGGCCGGCCUCGUCGCCGUCCUCCGCCAGCUCGGAGACCUCGCAGAGCUUGCCGCGGAGGUGUUGGACGGCCUGCAAGACCAAGUCAUGGCCGUGUCCGCACGAGGCCGACGACUCGCCAUGCGAGCCAAGCGGCUCCAGGCCGACCUGACCCCGUCCAUCCACAACAAACCCAACCAUCGUCUCGACUGGCACCCACGUCGCAAUCUCAACCAUCAUCAUCAGCAUGGCGUCGGAGAAGCGCCGCCGCGUUCCAUCGUCGACCACAUCAAGCGCUGUCGCGGGCCUCCGAACCUGUCAGCGCUUGACAGGUUUGAUGCUCAUGGCGAGGGCGCGUGCUUGAAGAGGUACACCGAUCCCUCCUUCUUCAGGACUUGCCAUUCUGAUGACUGCAGAUCCCAAACAGAUGCAUCCGAAAAGCAGUCUCUUGGCUUCCUUUCCAUGCUCCGGCAGCUGACACAUCGGCAGACACCCGGGAGCCUCAUCAACCUUCCAAAGUACUACGAGUCUUCAGCGGAGAAGGACUACUCCGAGACUGGCAGCUCACCUGAACCCCACAUGGAAAUGGAAAAGGCCAAGGAAAAUCGCCCUGGGCAAUCCAACGAUUCGCCAACAUCCAAUUGCUGCUCGGACUACGUGGGGAAUUGCAGUGAUGAGCUCGAGAGGACUAGCUCGUUCGAGGCAUGGCUCUCUCCAGGUGCUCGCUUCAGUACUCACGAGUAUGAAACUGCUGAUGGCACCGUGCACCACGCGAAGCAGGAUUCAGAAGCUGCAGAAACAUCCUGCAACAAGGGUGUGAGCAUUGAGGAUACCAACGCUGAUACACCGCCACUUGUACCUAUUCCUCCGAUGCAGUGGCUAUCAGUCAAGGUUCAUACAGGACCCAUUACUUAUAGAAAUUCAUUCGGAAGAAAUCGUGUGAACCGUGCAGGAGGCAAAAUUCUCAAGACUACAGAGUUGUCUGAGCCUGCAAUACAUUCAUACGAGGCUUGGUCAGAAGCUGAAGGCACAAACCAGCAGCAAGUUUUUAAUCACAAGGGACCGGAGAUUUCAUCUUGUCGCGGCACUACGGUGUCAGAUUCAGAAGCAAACAAACCAUCCCAGGCCGACUCAGCUUCAGGUCAAGGUGAUGAAGAUAGUCUGCAUCAUGAGAAUGUGUUGUUUUCAGCGGUGGAACAGCUAGCGGGAAUGUCACCUCCCUGGGUACCAAGGCCCAAGCAUCCCCUACCUGAGGUUGCAUCUCAGGACAGAAUCACGCUAAGAAACGGUCCAAGUCCGAUCCAUCGUUCGAGAAGUAUUCUGGACAGCAGGACUGCAAUGCUACAUCAAAUAAAGGACAAGGACAAGUGAAUGAACAUCUUGAUAAAGUUGUGAUUCGAUUCUAUGGGUCUCAAGUCUUGCAGUUCAUUUCCUCGAAUUGUUUCAGAACUAGUAUCCAUACUGUUGUAGCUUGUUGAUUCUAGAGGCACUUUGCAAUUUUAAACUGGUGAUGACUUUGGAUUCGCGCUUGGUGCCAAAGUGAAA
This is a messenger RNA of Setaria italica (foxtail millet), 1716 nucleotides long. Its product is annotated as SCAR-like protein 2. Gene Ontology annotation, molecular function: Arp2/3 complex binding; protein kinase A regulatory subunit binding. Gene Ontology annotation, biological process: actin cytoskeleton organization; positive regulation of Arp2/3 complex-mediated actin nucleation. The coding region runs from base 118 to 1542 and encodes 474 amino acids. The transcript is spliced from 5 exons. The record is from RefSeq and is a predicted model, not a curated record. Lineage: Eukaryota; Viridiplantae; Streptophyta; Magnoliopsida; Poales; Poaceae. Gene Ontology annotation, cellular component: cytoskeleton.